Molecule: messenger RNA, 1326 nt
Organism: Cannabis sativa
Lineage: Eukaryota; Viridiplantae; Streptophyta; Magnoliopsida; Rosales; Cannabaceae
Exons: 2
Coding region: 1-1326 (441 amino acids)
Source: RefSeq, a predicted model, not a curated record
AUGGCAGCCAAUAACAACAUUGGCCUUAAUAACAACCAACCAGCACCUGCUGCAGCUGAUGCACAACCACGGGUUGUUCGUGAUUAUUGCUUACCAGUGGUGAAUGAAAAUCUGACUUGUAUUGCUAAUCAGUCAUUGCUGCUAUUUGGUGGGUUGGCUACUGAAGAUCCCAAUAUCCAUCUAGCCAUAUUUAUGGAGGUAUGUGCUAUUGUGAAGAUGAAUGGUGUUACUGAUGACGCCAUAAGACUACGACUCUUUCCUUCCUCCUUAAGGGAUAGAGUAAGAAAGUGGUUACAAUCUCUGCAGCCAUGUUCCAUAACUACAUGGGAUGAAAUGGCUAGAAAGUUCAUGGUGAAAUGUUUUCCUCCAUCAAAGUCUGCACAGUUGAGAAGUGAGAUUGGGCAAUUUAGACAGCUUGAGUCAGAGCAUUUUUAUGAAGCAUGGGAGCGAUCCAAAGACUUAUUACGUCACUAUCCACAACAUGGCUAUGAGAGCUGGAUGCAAGUCUCAAUUUUCUACAACGGGUUGAAUGGACCAACUAGGACUAUUAUUGAUGUUGUUGUUGGAGGAGCAUUAUUAUCUAAACAUAUAACUGAAGCCAUUAAUUUAUUGGAGGAGAUGGCCACCAAUAGCUAUAAUUGGCCUAAUGAAAGAAAUACUCACAAAAAGUUGGCUGGGUUACAUGAAGUAGAUCCUAUGACAAACAUAGCAGCUCAAAUUUCUGCUUUAUCUAAUCAAGAGGCAGCCUUAGUUAAUCAUAAGAAUACAUCAACUGUAGAAAAUGUUGUUGCUGCAUCUACAUCACAAGGGCCUGAGAUGAGUAUAGAACAAGCACAAUAUAUGGCCUAUAAAACUUACAAUAACAACUACCGGGGAAAUCCAAUGCCUAACUACUACCAUCCGGGGUUGAGAAACCAUGAGAAUCUUUCUUAUGGUAACACUAAAAAUGUCUUGCAACUACCUUCUGGGUUUAAUACACAACAACAAGAAGAGAAGAAGUAUUUAGAAGACAUUCUGGGCACUUUUAUGAUAGAAUCCAAAAAGAGGUUUAACAAGAAUGAAACAAAGUUAGACAACAUAGAAACUCAUAUUUCUAACAUGGAUUCUUCCAUGAAGAACAUAGAGGUGCAAGUGAGAAAAUUGGCCAAUGUUGUGAGUGCUUUACAGAAAAAUAGUAGUUUUCCUAGUGAUACAGUUGUUAAUCAGAAACAACAAUGUAAUGCCAUCUCACUGAGGAGUGGUAAAGUACUAGAUGGGGGUGUAGAAGACAAGUCAACUAGUUCUGAGGUUGAAGACACAGUAGAAGCCAAAGAAGAGACUUCUUAA